AAAGUAUAUUGCUGAAUGACAAAUCUUUCAAGACUAGGAUUUUUAGAUUUUUAUUGUUAUUAAAAUAUAUAACCUAUUCUUUAAUGAUUCGGUGCUAUUUAUUUAAAAAUAUUUUUAUUAAGUGGAAGCGAAUAAUCAAAGGAACAAAAUGAGCUUUCUGUUUGGUAGCCGGUCAAACAAGACUUUUAAGCCAAAGAAGAACAUCCCGGAGGGCACCCACCAAUAUGAUCUCAUGCGUCAUGCGGCGGCGACCCUGGGUUCGGGCAACCUGCGGCUGGCCGUCAUGCUGCCCGAGGGAGAGGACCUCAAUGAGUGGGUCGCCGUCAACACUGUGGACUUCUUCAACCAGAUCAAUAUGUUGUACGGCACAAUAACAGAGUUCUGCACUGAGGAGUCCUGUGCGGUGAUGUCUGCGGGGCCCAAGUACGAGUACCACUGGGCCGACGGACACACAGUCAAGAAGCCCAUCAAGUGUUCUGCACCCAAGUACAUUGAUUAUCUUAUGACAUGGGCACAGGAUCAACUAGAUGAUGAAACUUUGUUCCCCUCUAAAAUAGGUGUGCCAUUUCCCAAGAACUUCCUGGUGAUGGCGAAGACGAUCCUGAAGCGGCUGUUCCGCGUGUACGCGCACAUCUACCACCAGCACUUCCCCGAGGUGGUGCAGCUCGGCGAGGAGGCGCACCUCAACACCUCCUUCAAGCAUUUCAUCUUCUUUGUGCAGGAGUUCAAUCUGAUCGAGCGGCGCGAGCUCGCGCCGCUGCAGGAGCUCAUCGAGAAGCUCACCGCCAAGGAGGCGCGAUGAGGCGCCGCCUUCUCCUCUCCUCUUCCCUCCUCUCCUCCCUUCCAUCCCCACACGUACCCGCCCAAUUCUCAUUCUGUUACAUCUCUUACCCUAACAAUGUUUGGAAGACCAUAGGAACUGAGAAAAAUUAAGCGAAAGUGGAAUUCCAUUUGACUUGACUGAAUACAAACCUUGCGGCGAAUACUACUCUAAGGUGCCUGUGUGUGUCCGAUUUUUUUAAUAAAGUAUAGCGAGGUAGUCGCAAUAAGCAGAAAUUCCUGUAAAGCGCUGCCCCCGCGAGCCCGCGCUCGGCGCACGACCACUGCCUUAACGCUCGUAACAGAUACGUGUUUAUAUGUAAAGAGGAUCUAGAUUUGAUACAGAAAUAUAACAAUUAUUAUAAGAUGUGGGACAAUUCGUCAUUUGCUGUUCUAAUCUCGUCCCGUUUUAUAUAAGAAUAGAUUUAACAUUAAUUAUCUACAGACUGGAAAUUGUAAAGCCAUCCGAAGGAAAGGUUCCCUUCAUAAUGUUUUCAGAAAUUUUCGAAAAAUUGCAAAUUUCGUCUCAUUUGAUUCUUUACGAAUAUUGAGAGAAUUAAUCAAUAUAAUUCACACUUACUUAUGGUCAUUGCAAUAACAGAUUUUAGUCGCUUCGAUGCCCGGUUGUGCUCUUUGAAUUAAAUUUUCUAUGUAUGGUAAAAAUAUCAUACUGAAAGAGUACUUUCCCUUCAGGUGGCAUUACAUUAAAUUCCACCCUUAUAUCAUCUUUUUUUCUUUAAUCAAAUUGUAUUAUUUGUUAUUGUGUACCCAAACACGGUUUUGGUGUAACCCACCAACACACCAGAUAUAUUUGACAGACAUGACUUCAGUCACCAGCGGUACAUUUAUUCUCUUAUAAAACUUGCGCUUCAUUUGCUGUUUUAACAAUUUUCGACGUGUCCGUUUUUAUGACGAAUGUUUAAUAUUGUGUUUGUUCUCUUAACACUACUGACUUACCAUUUAGUAAAUUAUAAUGAUUAAGAACACCCCACGUGGCGAAAGUUUGAAACGAAUUAGUUUAAGUUCCUUAUUUAUUUAUUGUGAUGAAUUGAACUCGAUUGCACGAGCAUUCGAGUUGAACUUAAUUUAGUUUAUAUUUCUAUUUGUAGAGAGCAUCGAUGUAUAAGUUUAUUUAACAAAAUAUCUCAUAGUUUAAGUGUAGAUAUUUAAUGCAUUUCAUUUACAUUUGUUGAUUUAGUGUACACUCACAUAGUACGAUUUAUUUAUAAUGAUUUUGUAUUUGAAGCAAAUGUAUUAUACUGAAUAUC
Messenger RNA from Zerene cesonia (dogface butterfly), 2087 nucleotides. RefSeq names its product MOB kinase activator-like 1 (gene mats). Bases 149 to 802 code for a protein of 217 amino acids. Gene Ontology annotation, biological process: hippo signaling; positive regulation of protein phosphorylation. The transcript has 5 exons. Gene Ontology annotation, cellular component: cytoplasm; nucleus. NCBI's taxonomy places the organism in Eukaryota, Metazoa, Arthropoda, Insecta, Lepidoptera, Pieridae. Gene Ontology annotation, molecular function: protein kinase activator activity. The record is from RefSeq and is a predicted model, not a curated record.